AUGUUUAACGCCCUUUUCAAAAGUAAAAACAAACCGGCUGAUGAGUUAACGUCGACAAAAGAAAAUAUCGAAUCGAAUAAGAGAAGACCUGACAGUACAGAUUAUUAUAACAGGAGUGAUGUAGAGGUGGAUGGGAAUAAUAAUAAUAAUGAUGAGAGUGACAAAGGAAAAAUCAAAAACAAUGUAGAAGUAUAUGAACAAAGUAUACAAGGUAAGGAAACAGAAGUAUUAUCGUAUAACGAACAUCGAAAUGACGAAAAUAAUGAUUGUAUAGAAAAUAAUUAUGAACAAAGGAGUAAAGAAAAAUCGAUAGACAGGAACAGCGAAAAAAGACAUGAAAUGAACAAUGAUGAAAAUAAUGUUGUUAUAGAUAGCAUAAAUGAAAUAAUGAAUGUGAGCUCAAGUUUUAGUUCAAUUGAUAGGAGCAGCAAUCAUCAGAGGAGCAAACACCGCAGAAGGAGAAGAAGUAGAGACAGAAAGAGACAUAGAAGUAGGGGUAGGAGGAGACACAAAAGUACGUCUAGAAGUAGGGAUAGAAGUAGGGAUAGAAGUAGGGGUAGAAGUAGGGAUAGAAGUAGGGAUAGAAGUAGGGGUAGAAGUAGGGGUAGAAGUAGGGGUAGAAGUAGGGGUAGAAGUAGGGGUAGAAGUAGGGGUAGAAGUAGGGGUAGAAGUAGGGACAGAGACAAAGACAUGCAUAGACACAGGCACAGACAUAGGCACAGGCAAAGAAGCCGGGAUAGGCAUAGGAGCAGGGAUAGGCAUAGGAGCAGGGAUAGGCAUAGGAGCAGGGAUAGGCAUAGGAGCAGGGAUAGGCAAAGAAGCCGGGAUAGGCAUAGAAGCAGGGAUAGGCAUAGGAGCAGGGAUAGGCAUAGAAGAACGUCAAGUAAUGCUCUUCAAAGGUAUAGCACAAACAGGGGAAGCAACAGAAGGAGUAACGAAGAGAGCAAUAGAGGGAGUGUUCUCAGUUCGAGUGUUUUUCCAAAGAGUGAAAAAAGAAGGAGAAGCAUUUCGUUUGGACAGAAUGAUGAUGCAAGGGAUAGGGAUGAAGCAGUUAACACUAAUGUGAACAGUAAUAGUAAUAUUAAUAGUAAUACAAUUGCGCAAAGGGUAAGAGGGGGAUAUAACACAAAUAAUGAGUCGAAUGAAACGAAUGGUCCCAAUGAAUUGAACGAAUUGCCAGAACUAUAUGAUUUUGAUGAGGAUCACUGGAAAAAUAAACGCAUCAGAAAGGAUCUAGUACAAAAUAAUCAUCUCACAUAUUCGAUGUUAAACAGAAAUAAAGAAUUGCCGCAAUUGUCAAAUGACAAAGAAAAGAAGGAGGAUAGUUUAUCAGAGAACAGUGAUAUUGAAGAUUUGUCUGAAGGUCAACUGUUAAAAAGACUUAUGGGUAUAAGCGAAUUUGCAUCGACAGAUAAUAAAUGUCAUAAUGAAACGGACAUUUCAGGCAUUAACAGAAGAACAAAAAGAAAAUAUAGACAGUACAUGAACAGGAGGGGUGGAUUCAAUAGACCAUUAUCCCCUGCCUUCUAG
This is a messenger RNA of Plasmodium malariae, 1530 nucleotides long. Its product is annotated as conserved protein, unknown function. Gene Ontology annotation, biological process: RNA splicing. The coding region runs from base 1 to 1530 and encodes 509 amino acids. The record is from RefSeq and is a predicted model, not a curated record. Gene Ontology annotation, cellular component: precatalytic spliceosome. Lineage: Eukaryota; Apicomplexa; Aconoidasida; Haemosporida; Plasmodiidae. The transcript has a single exon.